Molecule: messenger RNA, 4147 nt
Organism: Nomia melanderi (Alkali bee)
Lineage: Eukaryota; Metazoa; Arthropoda; Insecta; Hymenoptera; Halictidae
Source: RefSeq, a predicted model, not a curated record
GUGUCCUGGAUGCGUAGGAGAGAUCUACACAUCCUCACGUCCUCCAUUCACGCGUACACGGGGGACGACAGAUUCUCGGUGAAGCAUCCGGAACCAUCCAACGAGUGGACGCUGAAAAUCGAGUUCGUCCAACAGCGCGACGCAGGGGUUUACGAAUGCCAGGUUAACACCGACCCCAAAAUGAAUUUAGCCUUCGAGUUGAGAGUCGAAGCCGCGCAGGCGAUGAUCCCGGGUCCCGAGGACGUCUACGUGAUGAAGGGCAGCAUGAUAAGCCUCACGUGCACCGUUAAUGUGCAAAGUACACCGCCCAGCAGCGUUUCGUGGCAUCACGGAGGAUCCGUGGUGGAUUUCGACAGUCCCAGGGGCGGUGUUUCCUUGGAGACGGAGAAGACGGAGAGCGGCACGACGAGCAAGCUUCUGGUGACACAGGCCAGAUUGACCGACAGCGGAAAUUACACCUGCAUUCCGAGCAACGCGAAUCCGGCGAGCGUAAUGGUCCACGUGCUGAAUGGCGAGCACCCGGCGGCCAUGCAACACGGCGGAAGCUGCGGCGUGGCGCCGACCAUCCUCCUGGCGACCGUGACGCUGUUAAUCGCGAACCUGCUAAGGUGAGCAGUGUCGUCGUGAACCGUGGCGACUUCGAAAAACGACGGGGAAUGAAACGAGAGCGGAACGGAGGAGGAAACGGGGGUCGAACGGAGCGAGGCGGGGCUCUCUCUCGUCGGAGCGGGGACGGUGCACGCCGCGCGGAGGCGUUCCUUUGGCCUGCGGAUCGGAAUUAACGGCGAGGAAACGAAAACAAAGAAGGCGGGACACCGUGCUGUCGGACCAGGAACGAAUCAAUCCGAUAUUCGCGAGCGUGAAACGCGGACACAGUGAACAGUGGAUCGUCGGAGGAUCUUAGGACGAGAUCGUUCGCGAUCGUGCGUGAGUUUCGUCGUUCCUCGUUUUCCCUGGCUGGAAACCGACGAUUCGAAUCGAUCGACGAACUGCAGCGGGAACGUCGGGGACACGCGACGAACGGGAGUAACGGAAGUGAACCGAGCCUCGUCGGUUCGGGCUGUCUGUAAGUCGGGGACCGUUCGACGCGCGCUAGACGAUAUUUAUGGUUGAACGGUGUCGCGUAGCUAGAAAAUAUGUAAGUCUCUCCACUCAGUCACUCAGUCACUCGAUCAUUCUCUAUCUCUCUAUCUCUAUCCUCUGUCUUCUCUGUUCCUGUAUCAUAAACGAAGCGAAACGGUACUGUACAUACAUACAAAGGAGAGGAAGAACGCUGGAUGAUAGGGUUCGUCGACCUCGUUUGUACAGCGCAACACGUGCGGGAACCGGUGAACGUCGCCGGGUCUGGGCCACGUUUUUGUACGUACAGAGGCGAGGUAAGCUUACCAGUUUUCAUUUUAUCCUGCCACUUCGCGACAUGUUCACGUCGAAGCAGAUUUCUUGAUGAAAUAGGAAGUCGAAGAUUGGAGUUUUUGGUCUUGUUCAAUGGGUAUGGUGAAAUGUUACGUUACUCGAAUGUAUGUUAACACGUUGACUAUCGAGAGGAUUUUGAUUGUUUUAUAUUAAGUCACUGAUUCGUGGCAUAGGUGAAUUGAAUUGGAAGUAACUAUCAAUGAUUUGUGGUUCUUAGGUUACAUUACUAUCUAGCUACUUAAUCUCAGCUAUAACUAUGAUUAGCUACAAUAUAAUAACUGCAUAGUUACUGAACAUUUUUAUUCGUCAAUAAUCUUAUUCCAAUUAUGUUCAAGCAGUUAAGAAACUCUAGUCUCAUUGAAAGGCAAUCAACGUGUUAAACCUCACCGCGAAAUUUCAACGAUAAACGUUCAUUGGCCAUUCAGUAAACGUUUCUCGCGCCUCGGAUAAAUUCGACGGAACCAGGUCUCUUGCCCAGGCCCGAGACGAUCUCGGUUCGCGAGGAGUGUGAUGUCAAAAGCGAAAAACCGAGCCGCGAGUCGGUGGGCAGUUCCACCGAGACGCCGAAGACGUUCGAAGGAAUUCCUCUGUCCCCUGAAAUUCGUGCGGGACGGUUUUCUCAAAGGAUUGUUUCGAAAUUAGGAGGUAUUAGGAUAAUUAUAGUCGCGCUGAUCGUCCUCGAUUUGUUUCUGUUCGUUUGAGGAACGAAGAACCACGGGGGAAACCGUUCGAUCGACCGAUCUUCGCGUUCCUCUCGCUCGCGAGCUCGCGUUUGUCGAUUGUCGUCCGACGUCGCCGUCGGACGCGCGAUCGCGCUCGACGCAUGGUAAUAUGGGCGCAGAGUUGUAUGAACUUGAACGACUUAAUGUAUAGGCUCGUGUCUAGGUAAGGAUUAUGUACGUGUACACUUAAGAGCGGUAAUAGGUAACCGUUGCGUGUCGAUGGGAGCGCGUUGAAAUUGUUUUGGAAGUGGAAGUCGAUGGGAAGCGAUUGAACGUAGAGAAUUUCGUUGCCGAGAGCGUUCGGCUGCCCGCGAAGUGCGCUUAAAUGGGCGAUGCGUGUGGAUCCUUUAGAUUAUCGGGGAAAAAGGGCUCCGGACUUAGGCGGUCGGGAAUAUUCGAUGGAUCGAGUGCAACGCGAUUGGUAUCCGCGGGCUCGAGGCUCGCAAACGCGUAGUUCGUUGGUAACAUUCGUUUAGAAAAGCAAGUUCAGCGAACGGAUCAGAGAGAUUCAUUUGAUCUAUUGGUUGUCGAGUUUAGCUAGGCUUUGGUUUCCUUGAUAAUACUUGGUAAGACGUACUUUAUCGAAUUCAAUAAAUCCUACGCACUCGUCGGGUUCGAGUCCCUUUUCCGAGACUUCUCUCCUAUUUUACGAAUGUACUCUUGCAUCGAACACUUCCCGAGAGGGAAGAGAAAUCCUGUCGCUCUGUCGGUGCUCCCAGCCGAGUCAUCGAAACGGUGCUACCGAGGAAUAUCACUCGAUACGAGUGGUAACACUUGGCAAUUCUGGCUUUAAUGAAACUUUGUUUACAUAGAACGUCUCGAGAAUUAUCGUGGACUGUCGAAACGUUAUUUCGAACUUUACCUUUCUGUAGACUUAACUUUAAUCUUAUCGAUCAUCUGAAAGUCCAUUUAAUAUUGCAAUCUGAUUGAUCUGAGUUGACCUAGAUUUCCAUCGAAUAAAAUGUCGGUUUCUCAGAAUUUCCACAAAACCGCAACGUUUCCUUAAGAGCAGAAUUCCUCCGCGUAACGUUCCUCGCGAGAAUGAUCUUAACUUUCAUUUCCAUCCUCUCUCCGUCGAACCUCGAAUCAUCCACUGCAUCCGAUCGCGGGUGAAGGGCACGACGGCGGCGACUUAAUUAAGUAGAUUUACUACGAUGUAACGUAACCGAGUAAAACGAUAUCAUAACGGCUAGCGUGGUUAAGGUGCGACUUUACUCUUAGGGCUAACUAUAGAUUUUUUAUAAUGUUGUACGACAAACGGGACGGGUUCACGGAACGUGCCGACGACCGGGGGGGGUUGGUAACUCGAACGAUUUGUGUGCGGUAGUCGCGUGAGAGGGAGAGAGAGAGAAAGAACAAAAAAAGCGGACGCGCGGUAUGAGAAAGUUGAUAGAUCCGGCGAUAUUAUUCCUUCUUGUAUAGUUUAUAUACGGUAAUUUAUGUCGUUGUGAGAGGACAAUAUUUCGAAGUUGAUCGCGACGAAACACGACGAAACACGGCACCGUUUUCGAAGAGAACGAAAGAAAAGAGAAAAAAGAGAGAGAAAGCCAAGUCCCGAGAGAGAGACAUGUGUCUGUGCGUGUGUAUGUGUUCGCGUUCGCGUGUCUGUCGUCGAUCGUCGAUCGAUCAUAGGCCGGUUCGUUCGACUGUCGAAUCGAAAUUGGAAUCGCGUGUGAUAUUCAGCGGUGUUCGGUGUACGGACGUUGAUCGAUUAUAAUAUCGUUGGGCCGGAAGAGAACGGGGAAAUGACAAACGAAACGAGAGGGAGAACGUUUAUCGGCGUGAUUUCGUUCGACUUUUAUCGGGAACCUUUGUCUCGACCCCGCCGAGCCUCGUUCCUUCGGAACGGCCGGCGCUCCCGGUUGAUCCAGGUCCGACGUCGCGAACGGAGAUGGACCCGUAUCGCAGCGCUCACGAUGGCCGAACGGAGAACCGAUAAAUCGGCCCCCAGCUUGGAAGCCCCUGAAACGAUAUCGAGGGAACGGCGAACGUCGGUGACGCGCGCGCGGGUA